AUGCUAGGGAUUGAAUCUCUGACAGGGAUGAUCUCUGCUUACCUCUGGUUACAGAUCCUUUGGGGCAGGCUUCCCAGGACAGAGACAAAGUCUAGCAUACAUGGAAUUAAUAUGUCCAUCCUGCUUCAAUUGAGAAAUGCACUAAAUAUUAUUAUUGAUUUCCCAUCUUACGAGAUUGCAGUUGUAUGUUUUGUUUUUAGUGUGUUCAGCCCUGAGGUUCUUGAUCUUACUGAGUAUGACCUUGUUGGGAAGUUUGUCAUUGGUGUCUCAAUGGUCACUGCACUUUCAUUGGCCAUCUCAUUCCCAACACUUGCAGUUGCACCGCACAUGUUUGUCAAUGCCUAUAUGAAUGUUCUUGCUGUUGCACUUGCCACAGAAUAUUCUUUCCCUCAGGCUGAUGAGGACCCAAGCAAGUUUGUUGUAGCUGCUGUUGCUGGCCCAGCUGUUGCCGCUGGCACCGCCCCAGACACCGCUGCUGCUAAGGAAGAAGAAAAGUAG
Molecule: messenger RNA, 498 nt
Organism: Lotus japonicus
Lineage: Eukaryota; Viridiplantae; Streptophyta; Magnoliopsida; Fabales; Fabaceae
Product: 60S acidic ribosomal protein P0-like
Exons: 6
Coding region: 1-498 (165 amino acids)
Biological process (GO): ribosomal large subunit assembly; cytoplasmic translation
Cellular component (GO): cytosolic large ribosomal subunit
Molecular function (GO): large ribosomal subunit rRNA binding; structural constituent of ribosome
Source: RefSeq, a predicted model, not a curated record